Ascoidea rubescens DSM 1968 is the source of this 1870-nucleotide messenger RNA. It is a transcript of the gene YUR1, whose product is annotated as mannosyltransferase YUR1. The transcript has a single exon. Bases 396 to 1820 code for a protein of 474 amino acids. Gene Ontology annotation, biological process: cell wall mannoprotein biosynthetic process; protein N-linked glycosylation. The record is from RefSeq and is a predicted model, not a curated record. Gene Ontology annotation, molecular function: alpha-1,2-mannosyltransferase activity. NCBI's taxonomy places the organism in Eukaryota, Fungi, Ascomycota, Saccharomycetes, Ascoideales, Ascoideaceae. Gene Ontology annotation, cellular component: Golgi apparatus; membrane.
CUAGAGACCUUGCAGCUGUUUCUGACUCAUCAGAGCUCAGUCCCAGCUGCCAACCACAGCUAAAAGUUGAAUGUUUUUUGACCUUACCAACAAUAAGGCCACAGCUAGCAUUUCGUUCCUGUUUCUUAGAUAAACUAGCAUCUCGUUAUAUUAGUCGAAAUAUUAGUGGUGCACUGUAAUCUUUACAGUGUAUUAUCAUGAUUUGAUUUCCUAAUAACUGAUAUGCAAUAUUCGAUUCCCAAUUAUAUACUUUGUUAUUUUUUGUAGUCUGUCUUUUCCAAUGUAUAGACUUUGAUUUAGUUUGAAAAAAUUUUAUGUUUUUCAGUUUCCACGAUCUUUUCCUAUUUUGUUUUUCUUCUCUUUUGAUCGCUUUUCUAUAUCUCUUCAUCUGAAAAAUGCAGAGCUAUAUUAAAUCUCUGACAUCUUUUAUACUAUUACUACUCGCGAUAGCGUUAUCGAUAUUGAUAGUUUAUUCAAGUGUAUUUACCGAUUUAAAUGAUUUAGUUACUACUUAUAAUAAAAACGUGAAACUAAACUCCAUAUCAAAUUUUAAUUCAUUCUUAAGUGAGGAAAAAUUAUCUUCAAAAUUUGCUUCAAAUUCCUAUAUUUUUAGUCCAAUUGAUUAUAAAUUAAAUCUUAUCAACUAUCAAAAUCAAAUCACUUUAAAGAAUAGCAAAAGAUUACAAAAGAAAGAAGAUACCAGUUAUAAUAUAAAUAACUAUUUGAACAUAAAUAAUAACGAAACCACUUUACUAUCCGCAUUAAACCAAUCAAAUAUUAUUCCUGCUACGAAUUAUCUAAGAGAAAAUGCUACCAUUCUAAUGCUAGUUAGAAACUGGGAAUUGCCCAGUGCCUUAGCUUCAAUAAGAACAUUGGAAGAUCGUUUCAAUAAAAAUUACAAUUACCCCUGGACUUUCCUUAAUGAUGAGCCCUUCACCCAAGAAUUUAUUGAUGCAACAUCUCUAGCGACUUCUGGUGAAACUCAAUAUGGCAUUAUCCCCCAAGUCGACUGGAAUAUCCCCCACUGGAUCAAUUUAACUAAAUUCGAGCAAAACAUUAAUGACUCAAUCCACAAUAAUAUCAUCUAUGGCUUUUCAAAAUCCUAUAGAAAUAUGUGUAAAUUCAACUCAGGCUAUUUCAUGAGACAAGAACUUCUUCAAAAUUACGAGUGGUACUUUAGAGUCGAACCUGAUGUUAAUUACUUUUGCAAUUUCAAUUACGAUCCAUUCAAACUAAUGAAAAAUUUAAAUAAAAAAUAUGGCUUCAUCGUAUCUAUUUAUGAUUAUCAAAACACUAUUCCAACUUUAUGGGAUACCACAAUGGAGUUCUUUACAACUGGCAAUAACUCAAACUAUUUAGCCAAGGAUAAUUCCUACAAGUUUUUAACUGAUAACUCGUUAAUUGGCACAUCAGUAACUGUUCAAACAAACUCAACUUCAGAUUAUAAUUUAUGUCACUUCUGGUCAAAUUUCGAGAUUGCAAAUUUGAAUUUUUUCAGAUCAAAACCUUACCAAGAAUUUUUCAACUACUUGAAUCAAAAAGGUGGGUUUUAUUAUGAAAGAUGGGGUGAUGCUCCUGUUCAUUCAAUAGCCGUUGGCCUUUUGCUAAAUAAAUCUGAAAUCCACCAUUUUGACGAUAUCGGUUAUUACCAUCCUCCAUUCAAUUCUUGUCCAUCAAGUAAUAUCUUAAGAUUGGUUAAAAAUUGCCAAUGCAAUGUUAAUGAUGAAAAUAAUAUUGAUACUAAACCACAUAGCUGUUUAUCGAAAUGGUGGAAAUUUGGCGGUGGGAAAUAUUUCAUGCAAUAUGAUUCAAAUCAAUAAUCUCAAUUAAUUAAUUAAAUAAUCGCUUCUUUAUAGAUAUAAUUACAUAU